AUGAAACAGGUCAAUGAGUUUAAAGUAGAACAAUUUAUUAACGCAACAAGUUUGGUGUAUACAUCGACAGUGUUCGCAGUGCUGUUUUGGAUCAUUGCCUUUUGUGUUGCAAUGAAAGAUAUUCUUGUGGAUUAUUACUUCCUUUUUUUCUUCACAUUGGGGUGUAUCUUUAUCGUUCCACCACUCGUGUUGAACACAUCCCCGUUAUUGGGUAACGGGAAGAAUCUCAAAAAUGAUGGAACCCACCACGAAAAGUUUGAACUGAUCGAUGAAAAAUUAGACGGAGUGAAUUUGACGGAGUCACAGCAGAUGUUCGAUCACAGGGCGCCCGAACCAAAGAACUUCAAGUAA
Molecule: messenger RNA, 351 nt
Organism: Entamoeba invadens IP1
Lineage: Eukaryota; Evosea; Mastigamoebida; Endamoebidae
Exons: 1
Coding region: 1-351 (116 amino acids)
Source: RefSeq, a predicted model, not a curated record